Messenger RNA from Daphnia carinata, 4226 nucleotides. RefSeq names its product calcium-transporting ATPase sarcoplasmic/endoplasmic reticulum type-like (gene SERCA). Gene Ontology annotation, cellular component: membrane. The record is from RefSeq and is a predicted model, not a curated record. Lineage: Eukaryota; Metazoa; Arthropoda; Branchiopoda; Diplostraca; Daphniidae. Gene Ontology annotation, molecular function: ATP binding; P-type calcium transporter activity; ATP hydrolysis activity. The coding region runs from base 245 to 3319 and encodes 1024 amino acids. Gene Ontology annotation, biological process: intracellular calcium ion homeostasis; calcium ion transmembrane transport. The transcript is spliced from 9 exons.
CGGUGCUUGUUCACAUCACGCAAGCUCUCUCGUCUCCUGGUACCGUGGAUUCUCUUACCUGCACCUGAGAAUAUAUAUCGUCAGUCUACUAGCAGCGCAACACCUAGUCUGACCCUAGGCUCAGCUGGUUCAACACCGAGUGAGCAGUGGCGUCAGAGAACAACUCCACUUCGACUAACUGGACGUCGGCCGCUGAUAUUGUGGCCAACUUGACAGUACUGUGUUACUACAGUAAUAUUUCACCAUGGAUGAUGCAUUUACUAAGCCCUGGGAGGAUGUGGCAGAGUACUUCAGGGUUGACCCUGAAAGAGGCCUUGCGAUGGAGCAAGUCAGGAGUAAUCAGGAAAAAUAUGGCCCUAAUGAACUCCCGGUCGAGGAAGGCAAAUCCCUACUUCAACUGAUUUUAGAUCAAUUCGACGACCUUUUAGUUAAAAUUCUAUUGAUGGCCGCUAUUAUCUCGUUUGUUCUGGCAUUGUUUGAAGAACACGAAGACGAGCUUGACCAGUUGACUGCUUUCGUGGAACCUUUUGUUAUUCUUCUGAUUCUAAUUGCCAAUGCAAUUGUCGGUGUCUGGCAGGAACGUAAUGCCGAAUCUGCAAUUGAAGCUUUGAAAGAAUAUGAACCCGAAAUGGGAAAAGUUAUCCGAUCGGACAAAGCUGGUGUUCAGAAAAUCCGCGCCCGGGAGAUCGUUCCUGGAGAUAUCGUGGAAGUUUCUGUUGGUGACAAAAUUCCUGCUGAUAUCCGUAUUAUCAAGGUUCUGUCGACCACCAUCCGUAUUGAUCAGUCUAUUUUGACUGGUGAAUCGGUUUCGGUAAUCAAGCACACUGAACCUGUGCCAGAUCCCAGGUCUGUCAAUCAGGACAAAAAGAACAUCCUUUUCUCUGGCACUAACGUUGCCGCUGGUAAAGCUCGCGGUAUUGUUAUUGGCACUGGGUUGAACACUGCCAUCGGCAAGAUUCGUACGGAAAUGUCUGAAACCGAAGAAAUCAAGACCCCCCUUCAACAAAAGCUGGAUGAAUUUGGAGAACAAUUGUCUAAGGUCAUCUCCGUCAUUUGUGUCGCUGUUUGGGCUAUCAAUAUCGGCCACUUCAAUGAUCCGGCUCAUGGUGGAUCAUGGAUCAAGGGCGCCAUCUAUUAUUUCAAGAUUGCCGUUGCUUUGGCUGUGGCUGCUAUCCCUGAAGGUCUUCCUGCCGUUAUUACCACUUGCUUGGCUUUGGGUACGCGUCGUAUGGCCAAGAAAAAUGCCAUUGUGCGAUCGUUGCCCUCCGUGGAAACUCUUGGUUGCACCUCUGUCAUCUGCUCCGAUAAGACCGGCACACUGACCACCAACCAGAUGUCUGUCAGCCGUAUGUUUGUAAUUGACAAAAUGGAAGAGGAUGGAAAUCCUCUGUUGCACGAGUUUGAGAUCUCUGGCUCAACCUACGAGCCUAUUGGUGAGGUUAGCAUGGACAGCAAGAAGAUCCGCCCUGGCGAUUACGAGACUUUGCACGAAAUAACCACUAUCUGCAUGAUGUGCAACGACUCCUCAAUCGAUUUCAACGAGCACAAGCAAGCAUUCGAAAAGGUUGGCGAGGCCACUGAAACCGCACUCAUCACCUUGGGUGAAAAACUUAACCCCUACAACAUCAGCAAAGUUGGAAUGGACCGCCGUAACGCAGCUAUUGUAGUCCGCCAAGAUAUGGACACCAAGUGGAAGAAAGACUUCACCAUGGAGUUCUCCCGAGACCGUAAAUCCAUGUCUUCUUACUGCGUUCCCCUGAAGAGCACCCGCCUAGGAAAUGGACCCAAAAUGUUUUGCAAAGGAGCGCCCGAAGGUGUCUUGGAUCGCUGUAGCCACGUUCGUGUUGGAGCACAAAAGGUGCCAAUGACUCCGGCUAUUUACAACAAAAUUAUGGAAGUCACUCGACAAUACGGUACCGGCCGUGACACUCUGCGUUGCCUUGCUUUGGCUACCUUGGAUAACCCACCCAAGGUUGCCGACAUGGACAUUUCUGACUCUACCAAGUUCGCCACUUACGAAAACAAUAUGACCUUUGUUGGUGUUGUCGGCAUGUUGGAUCCCCCACGCAAGGAAGUCUUCGACUCUAUCGCACGCUGUCGUGAGGCUGGUAUUCGUGUUAUCGUCAUUACUGGUGACAACAAAGCUACUGCUGAAGCCAUCUGCCGCCGUAUUGGUGUCUUUACUGAGGAAGAGAGCACUGAAGGCAUGUCCUUCUCUGGUCGAGAAUUCGAUGACCUGUCCACCGACGAACAGCGUAAAGCUGUCGCCCGAGCCCGUCUCUUCUCCCGUGUCGAACCUGCUCACAAGUCAAAGAUCGUCGAGUACCUUCAAAGCAUGGAUGAGAUCUCUGCCAUGACUGGUGACGGUGUCAACGAUGCUCCUGCCUUGAAAAAAGCUGAAAUCGGUAUUGCCAUGGGUUCCGGCACUGCCGUCGCCAAGUCUGCUUCCGAAAUGGUUUUGGCUGAUGACAACUUCUCAACCAUUGUCGCCGCCGUGGAAGAGGGUCGUGCCAUCUACAACAACAUGAAGCAGUUUAUCCGCUAUCUCAUUUCCUCCAACAUCGGAGAAGUUGUCAGUAUCUUCUUGACUGCCGCUCUUGGUUUGCCCGAAGCUUUGAUUCCUGUCCAGCUCUUGUGGGUCAACUUGGUUACUGAUGGUCUGCCUGCUACUGCCUUGGGUUUCAACCCUCCUGAUUUGGACAUCAUGAACAAGCCACCUCGCCGUGCUUCUGAAGGUCUCAUCACCGGCUGGCUCUUCUUCCGUUACAUGGCUGUCGGUACCUACGUCGGCGCCGGCACCGUUGGUGCCGCUGCUUGGUGGUACAUGCUUAGCCCCGUCGGACCACAUCUAUCCUACUACCAGUUGAGCCAUCACUUGCAGUGCACUCCUGACAAUGAAGCAUUCAAGGGAAUUGAUUGUGCCAUCUUCCAUGACCCCCAUCCCAUGACUAUGGCUCUUUCGGUCUUGGUCACCAUUGAGAUGUUGAAUGCCUUGAACAGCUUGUCUGAAAACCAGUCAAUGCUGGUCAUGCCACCUUGGUCCAACAUUUGGCUCAUUUCGGCCAUUGCCCUUUCGAUGACGCUCCACUUCAUGAUUCUCUACGUGGAGAUUUUGUCGACUGUCUUUCAGAUUUGCCCACUAACUUUGGAGGAGUGGAUUGCCGUUUUGAAAAUAUCCCUGCCAGUCGUUCUGCUCGACGAGGUGCUCAAGUUCUUCGCCCGCAAAUACAGCGACGGUGAGAAUCCCUUAACACAUUGCCAAUGGAUAGUUUUGUCCUGGGCCCUUUAUGCAGGUCUCUUGUAUCAAUUCCCGCUUUGAUUGGGCGUAUCAUCCCACAUCAGCAGAGAUCAAUCUACCACGAAGGAUUCGCAUUUCUCAUUCCACACUUCUGUCCUCUUUCCCACCAACCGCUCCGAUUCCAUUUGGCUUUUUUCGAAAUUUAGACAUUAAUUUACGAUAAGCCUAUUCCAAUUCUUAAGAGUAUGCAAAAUGGUCACACGGCUACGGCCUCAUAUGAUUAGAUUUAUUUUAGGUAUUAUUACUACUUUUUUUAAAUAAAAAUUUCCUCGUCUUUCCUUGUGAAUUCGUGUGAAUCCCGCGAGACUUCGUUAUGGUCCUUUCCAUUUUCCUGCUAUUUCUCUUCUACCAUGUCCCUACAAUUCAGGUAAGGUAGCAUAAAACAAAGCAUGUGCACUUUUAAUAAGCCCCUUUUCCUGAUUGUAAACCUAAUUUUUCGGAUGGGCGUUCGAAUCGGCUCCAACAAUGUCACUUCAGUUAUUGGUACAGGUAGAAGCUGUUUGGCUCUACUCGUAACAUACAUUCAAAUGCCUGAGUGACUUGUUGGAUUGCUUUCCUCUUCAGAGUUGAACUGCGACUGCCAGACGAUUACCCUAUCUUUCCCCGUGUGUCAAGCCAUUAACCAAAAUUUAAUGCCUCGUUACGUGGGGCGUGUCCGUGCUCUCGCGUGCUCGCCACGCCUGUAUGUAUGUGUAAGUGUGGGCGCGUGCGUGUGUAGUCUGAUGCAGGAUUCGUUCAUUGAAUGAACUCUCUCGUAGCUUAGUCUUUGCCUUGAUUCUGAUUUUCUUUUUUUCUCAUACUCUGGUUUCAUAUACCGUUUCAGACAAUAACGUGAAAAUAUUGAAAACUAAUGCGUUGACUUGUGAUGCAUUCUUGUACAUUCGACCGAACUUUGGAAAAGGAAUACAACUGAAGAAUGGAACCCUCA